This is a messenger RNA of Daphnia pulicaria, 967 nucleotides long. It is a transcript of the gene Pstk, whose product is annotated as L-seryl-tRNA(Sec) kinase-like. Bases 1 to 888 code for a protein of 295 amino acids. The transcript has a single exon. NCBI's taxonomy places the organism in Eukaryota, Metazoa, Arthropoda, Branchiopoda, Diplostraca, Daphniidae. Gene Ontology annotation, molecular function: kinase activity; tRNA binding. The record is from RefSeq and is a predicted model, not a curated record.
AUGAAUCAGUGUUAUUGCAUUGUGGUGUUACUAGGUUUGCCUGCCAGUGGAAAGAGCUGGUUAGCAGGAAGAUUAUGUAGUUUUUUAACAGAAAACAAUUGUAUUGUGAAUUGUGCAACUUUUGAUACUAUUGUGAGUUUAGAAAAACAGGCUGAAAUUGCUGUUUCAUCAUCUAGUGAAAUGACAAAGCAUUACCGUCGCGAGAUGAAAGACACUGUGGAGUCUUUCUUGAAAGUGCCCAAUCCUUCUUCCAAAAAGUGUGUCGUAAUUGUUGAUGAUAACAACUACUAUCGAAGUAUGCGGUAUGAAUAUCAUCAGUUAGCGGCCAAAUUCUACACAGGCUACCUUCAAAUUUAUGUCAAAUGCGAAGUGUCUGAAGCGUUACUCCAAAACAGCAGUCGUCCGCAAAGCAGCCGUGUUCCUGACAUUGUAAUCACUCAAAUGAACACCAAAUUUGAAGAUCCCUGUGAGGCGUGGGAAAAUUCUUUGACGAUUGGACACAUUGAUUUAAAUGAUACAGAAAUAUUGAACAAGAUAUGGAUUCACAUCCAGAAUGCUGUUGAUAGUCCUGUCUCAACAUUGAAGACUCUAGAAGAAAAGAAGCUUGCGUCCGAGCAAAGCAAACUCAUCUCAAAUCACAACAUCCUUCACAAUAUCGACAAAGCUCUAAGGAAAAGAUUAAACCAAUGUAUACGCGAACGUAAAGAAGAAAAAAACGCUCGUGUAUUGGCAGCACAACUUAACGACACUCGACAAUCCAUUUUGGAAGGGAUAAAAACAGGUGCCAUUGCAAUCCCGACAGACAUUCUGAAAGCGGAUGGAUCCAUCGAUUUUUCUAUCCUUGAGGUUUGGUCCAUUUCAGCUUUUAUCCAGAGGUGUCCGUCAUAACAUGGACAUGAUUUGGUCAUACUAGAAUACAAUUUGUUAAAAAUAGAUGAAAUAAUAAUAAACAACACAAUAGAGAUCA